AAGCGGAAGAAGAAGAAGAAGAAGAACAACAACCUAAAAGACGCAAGAUGGCGACUUCAGGCGAAAGCUUAAACAAUGGGGAAAUAAAAGAAGAAAUACAAGAUUCGGUUUUAAUUGACCCGGGUCAGUUAAACGUGAGAAUGAAAGAGGACCAGGACCGCGAGUUUACCGACCAGGAUCAGUACAGGAACGAGGUAAUGGAGGAGAAGUUGGACCUGUACUUUGUAGACCAGCAGCACUGCAGUAUUGGUGUGAAACAGGAGAGUCAGGAAUCGGAUGUUAUGAAUUAUGACCAGAACGUUGUAAAGCAGGCAAAGCACAGCAAGAGCGACAUUAAAGAAGAAACCCAAGAUCCGGAUAUCAGCGACCAGAACCACCGCAGCAGUGAAAUAAAUGAGCGGAAUCGGAACCAGGACAAUCGGAGCUACGACCCCACUGGACCCACAGAUAAACAGAAACCAAGAAGAACACAAGCUUCAAGACUGUAUCAGGAAUGUGAUCAAACCUUCAUCAGACCAUCAGGGCUAAAGAAUCAUCAGAAGAUACGCUCUGGAGAGAAAAUAUACUGCUGUGACCAUUGCGAAAAAGCAUUCUCUCAACACAGUCGUUUACUGGCACACCAACAUGUCCACACUGGAGAGAAACCUUACUCAUGUGAACAGUGUGUUAAAUCUUUCUCUCACCUCAGUAAUUUAGUAACACAUUAUCGUGUUCACACUAGAGAGAAGCCUUACUCAUGUGGAAAGUGUGGAAAAGUGUUUUCCAACAACAGUAAUUUAAUUACACACCAGCGUGUUCACACUGGAGAGAAACCUUACUGGUGUGAACAGUGUGGUAAAUCUUUCUCUCAACGCAUUCACUUACAGGCACACAAACGUGUCCACACUGGAGAGAAACUUCACUCAUGUGAACAGUGUGGUAAAGCAUUUUCCAACAGUGUUGGUUUACUGAGACACCAACGUAUUCACACUGGAGAGAAACCUUACUCAUGUCAAGAGUGUGGUAAAUCAUUUUCUGCCAGUGGUAGUUUACUGAUACACCACCGUAUUCACACUGGAGAGAAACCUUACUCAUGUGGACAGUGUGGAAAAGUGUUUUCUGACAACAGUAAUUUAGUGACACACCAGCGUGUUCACACUGGAGAGAAACCUUACUGGUGUGAACAGUGUGGUAAAUCGUUCUCUCAACACAUUCACUUACAGACACACCAACGGGUCCACACUGGAGAGAAACCUCAUUUAUGUGAACAGUGUGGUAAAGCAUUUUCCAACAGUGUUGGUUUACUGAGACACCAACGUAUUCACACUGGAGAGAAACCUUACACCUGUGAAGAGUGUGGUAAAUCAUUUUCUGCCAGUGGUAGUUUACUGAUACACCAUCGUAUUCACACUGGAGAGAAACCUUACUCAUGUGAACAGUGUGGAAAAGUGUUUUCUAACAACAGUAGUUUAAUGGCACACAAACAUGUUCACACUGGUGAGAAACCAUACUCAUGUGAGCAGUGUGGAAAAGUGUUUUCUAACAACAGUAAUUUAAUGGUACACAAACAUGUUCACACUGGUGAGAAACCUUAUUGGUGUGAACAGUGUGGUAAAUCAUUCUCUCAGCAUAGUAGUUUACUGGCCCAUCACCGUAUUCACACUAGACAUUACUUUACAUUCUCUCAUCAUAGUAGUUUAGUGUGUUCACAUUGGAGAAAAACCUUACCCAUGUAAACAGUGUUAAAAAGGUCAGGGACUUGCUAACACACCAACCACUGGAGAGAAACCUUUCUCGUGUGGACAGUGUGGAAAAGUGUUUUCCACAAGCAGUAAUUUACUGAGACACCAACAUGUUCACACUACAGAAAACCCUUACUAGUGUGAACAGUGUGGUAAAUCAUUCUAUUGUUUUAGUAGUUUAGUUCCACAUUACCAUGUUCAGACUAGAGAGAAGCCUUACUCAUGUGAACAGUGUGGAAAAGUGCAUUUAUGCUGGAAAGAAACCUUUAUGUGAACUGUGGAGAAGCAUUCUCCAGUAAGUUUAUAUGCCUUGUGGUUCAACAGAAGUAUAGUAAUAUUCUGCUAUAUCACAUGUCAAAGGAUCAAAGGGAACAAACAUUAAUGAUGAUGUCAGCACCAAACCAGAACAGUAGAAAAGGAAAACAAUCCUUGAGAAGAGAGUUCAGAGUGAGUGGAAGUUUUAAAAUAAGCAGAAAGGAAGAGGAGGAAAUUAGAGAGAAACUUACUUGGACAUGACACUGAACCUCAAGUUGUCCAAGAGGCUUCGGACGUUAUAACACCAUUCAAUGGUUCAUUAUCAGUGGAUAUCAGCCUAUACGUAUAAGCCGGUAGGUACCUACCUACGUACUGGCAGGGGUAAGUGGGUGCAGUAGGUCGCCGUCAUCAAUUCGUAAGGUUGGUUAAACUGGUGUAUAAAUGUGUGCGAAUGCAGUAUCAAAACACUUUGAGUACCUCUAAAUAGAAAACUGCUAUACAAGUGCAGGACCGUUGAACAUAUACACAUAUGAUUUCCUAACAAUGGAUACGAUUAUACCUUUUAUAGUAUAAUGUUUAUUUUUAUUUUGUUUGUAUUAGGCUGAAUGUCACAUUGUGGUGAACAGUUUUGCAUUUUGAAGAUAGUAGUGUUUUCAUAUUUUACUAAUUGACUUAUUUUGACUUUAUGUUCUUACUCAAUUAGCAUAGUGUUUUUAUUGAUGAUUUAGAUAACAUUUAGUAAUUAUGUGACAUUGUGCUAUUAAGUGCCAGUAAUUAUGUUCUAGUACAUUUUCUAGCUUGUAAACUAAAGUUGGAUGCUACAGGGCAAGAGUUAAGUCAAGUUCAGAAUCAGAAUCGUUUUUAUUCGCCAGGUUUGCACAAGACAAACAAGGAAUUGCAUCCGGUCUGACUCGUACCCUCAUACCAAAUAGUAAUUAUUUACAUAUCAAUUACAGUUAUGUACAUUAUUUGCAUGAAGGAAAUAAAGAAUAGAAUAAAAUAAAUUUAAAUUGCA
This is a messenger RNA of Betta splendens (Siamese fighting fish), 2991 nucleotides long. Its product is annotated as zinc finger protein OZF-like. Lineage: Eukaryota; Metazoa; Chordata; Actinopteri; Anabantiformes; Osphronemidae. Gene Ontology annotation, molecular function: RNA polymerase II cis-regulatory region sequence-specific DNA binding; DNA-binding transcription factor activity, RNA polymerase II-specific. The record is from RefSeq and is a predicted model, not a curated record. The coding region runs from base 48 to 1715 and encodes 555 amino acids. The transcript is spliced from 2 exons. Gene Ontology annotation, biological process: regulation of transcription by RNA polymerase II.